Cynara cardunculus var. scolymus (artichoke) is the source of this 506-nucleotide messenger RNA. RefSeq lists its product as uncharacterized. The coding region runs from base 107 to 367 and encodes 86 amino acids. The record is from RefSeq and is a predicted model, not a curated record. The transcript has 3 exons. Lineage: Eukaryota; Viridiplantae; Streptophyta; Magnoliopsida; Asterales; Asteraceae.
AUACCUGUAUGCUAUUCAUUACACAUUUCUAAAUUGCUUUCGAGUUCAUCAAAUCAUUCGAUCCACAGAGAUUUCAGAAGUUUUUCGUGUACGAAAAGUAACGAGGAUGCCGCGUUGGGUGAGACCCGAGGUUUAUCCUUUGAUGGCCGCGAUGACGUUUGUGACGACCAUGUGUGUUUUCCAACUUACGAGAAAUGUUUUCAUGAACCCUGAUGUCAGGGUGGACAAGUCUCAUCGUACGACGGCUGUGCUCGAAAAUCAUGAAGAGGGACAUAAAUACGCUGAACAUGGACUUCGUAGGUUCUUACGUACACGACCACCAGAGGUCAUGCCGGCCGUCAACUCCUUCUUCUCCGACACCAAAUAGAGAUCGAUUUACCAUCCUUUCAAAUGAUGUUCGUUUGUGAAUUUUGUUGUGGCGUACAUGUUACCGUUAAACAAUUGAGAUUUAUUGAGUUUGUUUGGUUUGGUUUUUAUAAGGUAUCAUUAAUCUCUAUUUUAAUAUC